AGAACCAUAUCAUCCCUUAAUCACCCACCUCUUUCUCGCGGCUGUUUUAUUGAAUUGGCUAAAUAAACUGCAUAAUUUGGCGUGUCAUGGAAAGAAUUAGCACAAGAGUUUCACUAUGUUUGCUAGCUCUGAUGAUGGCUGGUUGUGUUAGAGUAAGCAGUGAUUUUGCACAAGACAAGCGAGAAUGCCAAGAUCAAUUGGCUGGUCUGUCGCCUUGUGUUUCAUUUAUAAGCGAAGAGGAGAAGCAUCCCAGCCCAGUUUGUUGCCUCAGGCUGGGAAAUAACUACGAUCAAAAGCGCAGGUGUUUGUGCAUGCUGGUGAGAGACCGUAAUGAACCAGGUCUUGGCUUCAAAAUCAACGCCACACUUGCACUCGCUCUUCCCUUCAUCUGUCACUUACCAGCUAACGAGACGCAGUGUCUUGAUUUUCUGCACCUGGAUCCUCGGUCACCAGAUGCUCAGAUUUUUCUGCAGUUCUCUAAUUCUUCUGCAAAUAGAACCAAAACUAUUAGUGGCAUAGCAGCUGAUUCUGGAAGUUCAAGCUCGAUAAAUCGUGGAAGGAAAUGGCUUAACUUGGCGAUGCUUGGCGUGGUUUCAGUUUGGCCACUCAUAUCAAGUUUCAUUAGCAAGUAGUUUGUAGGGAAAUUAGAGUGGUGCUGUCUUUGCCCUUUUUCUUCCCCAAAAGAAUGCAAGUGCAGGCGUGUGUGUGGUGUAUUUAUGUGUCUUUUUUGUGAUCACUUGUGAUAAAUAUUAGAAUCAAGGAAUAUGCAAUCUAGUGAAACCAAUGACCUCUUUGAGAAAGACA
Molecule: messenger RNA, 804 nt
Organism: Coffea eugenioides
Lineage: Eukaryota; Viridiplantae; Streptophyta; Magnoliopsida; Gentianales; Rubiaceae
Product: protein YLS3
Exons: 3
Coding region: 87-632 (181 amino acids)
Source: RefSeq, a predicted model, not a curated record